CGAUAUUAAAUCACUUACUCUUGAAUCAAAAUCUAUGGAACGUAUUCUUCGUGUUGCUGAUUAUCCUAAUCUAACUGAACUUAAACUUUAUAAUGUUAACAAUCAUAUUAUUUCACAAUAUUUUACAAAUUUUAAUCAUGUUACGGACUUGAUGGUACAUGAUAUAAAGCCAUUCGAUCAUGAAUUUUUUCUUCGAAUCGCACGCUUUUUUCCUUUCCUUAAAAUAUUAAGUGUUAUUAAUUUUAAACCACAUUCAAGGAUGGACGACUAUUGGAAUAUUGACUAUAAUCCAUUGUAUUCAAUUGUUGAAUAUCCAAAUCUAAUUUCACUUGAUCUACGGUCGAGUCAUACUCAUUAUAUCGAUCAGUUUCUCGAUCAGAAAAGAACACAUCUACCAUGUCUAACCAAAUUAGCAGUCAAUUAUCAUGGAUUACAAAUGGUAACAGACAACUUUACAAGGAAUGCAAGUCUACGCAAUUGUGCUCAAGUGAAAGAAUUACUUUUUGAAAGACCAUUAAAACAUACAAAACAUGUCUAUAAUUAUUUUCCUCUCUUGCAAUCUUGUUUUUCUUGUCAUUAG
Messenger RNA from Rotaria sp. Silwood1, 580 nucleotides. The record is from the annotation of a GenBank genome assembly. Lineage: Eukaryota; Metazoa; Rotifera; Eurotatoria; Philodinida; Philodinidae.